This is a messenger RNA of Formica exsecta, 3339 nucleotides long. RefSeq lists its product as uncharacterized. Gene Ontology annotation, biological process: DNA integration. Gene Ontology annotation, molecular function: nucleic acid binding. Bases 1 to 3339 code for a protein of 1112 amino acids. The record is from RefSeq and is a predicted model, not a curated record. The transcript has 3 exons. NCBI's taxonomy places the organism in Eukaryota, Metazoa, Arthropoda, Insecta, Hymenoptera, Formicidae.
AUGACGAAGGGCAGAUAUGUGGACGACAUCUUUGGAGGAGCCGAUUCAUCAUCCGAGGCAAAAGACAUUAUGCAGCAACUAAUUCAGCUCUGCGAAGCGGGAGGAUUUCCAUUGCUAAAGUGGAAUAGUAACCGACCUGAGAUUUUGCCUCAAUCCAAUAAGGAAACGCUCUCGGAUGUAGAGAUCGAACCCGCUUUUUGCAAGAUCUUGGGUCUCGUCUGGCGGCCCUGUUCAGACAUACUACAUUUUUCGUCCACGAUUCCGACUGCUUCCGCUGUUACCAAAAGAGCGAUUGCUUCGGACAUCGCAAAACUAUACGAUCCGUUGGGGCUAAUUUCGCCCAUUCUGAUCAAAGCGAAGAUCAUUCUGCAAGAACUCUGGUUGUUGAAGACAGGGUGGGAUGAACCCCUCCCUAAUGAAAUACGAGAGAGAUGGACAACCUUCCGACAUCAAUUGUUACAAAUCGAGCAAGUUUCAAUACCAAGAUGGCUCGGCAUCCUACGUUCCAACGCUUCGACAGUUGAAAUUCACGGCUUCUCGGAUGCGUCUCAACUAGCAAUGGCGGCGGCGGGUUAUAUCAGAAUUCCCGGUGACGAAGACAAAGGCUCUGUGCAAUUGAUAUGCACGAAGACUAGAGUAGCGCCUCUCAAACGGCUCACCAUUCCUCGACUCGAGCUCACUGCUGCUCUGCUAUUAGCAAGAUUGAUAGCACAGACAUCAAAAGCUCUCGAGCUGCAUGAGGCAACGGUGUUUUGUUGGUCGGACUCAUCGGUGACUCUCACCUGGAUCACACCUCAUCCAUCGCGCUGGAAAGAUUUCGUUCGAAAUCGUGUAUCCGCCAUACAGGAAAUUCUGCCUAGUGGUUCAUGGCGUUAUGUGCCGGGAAAAGAAAAUCCCGCGGACCUUGCAUCGCGUGGCCUGACACCAGAUCAACUGAUUCACCAUAAUUUAUGGUGGAACGGACCCAAGUGGCUAUCCGAAUCACGAACAUCCUGGCCUUCCAUUGGACAUAGACCUGCGCCAAACUCGAACUUGGAAGAACGACCCGGGCAUGUAAUGGUUACCACAAGUCGACCUACCUACUGGGAGCUUUUGAACAAAUAUUCUUCUCUUAUGAAACUAUUACGCAUCACUGCAACAUGUGGCAGAUUUAUCUCAUGUUUGCGUAAGGUACCACAAUCUUCUCCAUCUAAUUAUCCAUUGACCCCGAUAGAGAUUCAUCGAAGUCGUGAUUUGUGGGUGAAGAUCAUACAGCAAGCAUGGUUUCGCGAAGAGAUACGGCUCAUCCUACGAGAAGAACAACUGCCGAAAUCCAAUUUCCUGGUGCGACUUACGCCAUUUAUAGAUAAAGAUGGAUUAUUACGAGUCGGUGGGCGUCUCCAUUACGCUCAGAUCGAUAUCGAAGCUAAACAUCAGCUCAUUCUACCUAGAAGGUCGCCACUAACGACACUCGUCAUCGGUGAUGCUCACCGGAGAUCGCUCCACGGGGGCACUCAAGUUACCCUAAGCCUCUUGCGCGAAAUCUUUUGGAUUAUUGGUGGAAGAGCGCCUGUAAGAUCUUACAUACUGAGAUGCGGACGUUGCGCUCGCUAUCGCGGCAUUCGAGCAAGGCAGCUUAUGGGUCAAUUACCAACGGCCAGAGUGACUUCAGCGAGGCCUUUCUACAAUUCAGGUCUUGACUACGCCGGUCCCGUGACGCUGAGAACUUGGAGAGGGCGGGCGGCGCGGUCCUAUAAAGGCUACUUCGCCAUCUUCGUUUGUCUCACUACAUCGGCUGUGCAUAUCGAAGUAGUCACGGAUUAUACUACGGAUGCGUUUAUUGCUGCCUAUAAACGGUUCGCUGGAAGAAGAGGCAUAUGCGCAACACUGCAAAGCGACUGUGGUACGAAUUUCGUGGGAGCGGACGUAGAGUUAAAACGCUUAUUUGCACAAUCUUCCAAGGAGCUUGGCAGCCUCGCCUCGCUUCUAGCCAACGACCGUACCGAGUGGAGGUUCAACCCUCCAUCAGCUCCACACUUUGGAGGAAAAUGGGAGGCUGCUGUAAAAUCCGUGAAGUUCCAUCUGCGACGUGUACUGGGAGACACCGCCGUAACGUAUGAGGAGAUGACUACCAUCACCACUCAGAUUGAAGCGGUAUUAAAUUCUCGGCCGCUCUGUCCGCUAUCUGACGAUGUCUCGGAUUAUUCUGCUCUAACACCUGGGCAUUUAUGGAGGCUCAGGGAGAUAGCUAGGAAAGAGGAAGGAGAAGGCAGGAGGGUACGGAUGGGUAAUGGGGGAUUGCAAAUAGAUGGCAAAUGGUGGAAGUGGUAUGAGGAAGAGGAAGUGUUGAAAACGAAGAUCAUUCUGCAAGAACUCUGGUUGUUGAAGACAGGGUGGGAUGAACCCCUCCCUAAUGAAAUACGAGAGAGAUGGACAACCUUCCGACAUCAAUUGUUACAAAUCGAGCAAGUUUCAAUACCAAGAUGGCUCGGCAUCCUACGUUCCAACGCUUCGACAGUUGAAAUACACGGAUUUUCGGAUGCGUCUCAACUAGCCAUGGCGGCGGCGGUUUACAUCAGAAUUCCCGGUCAUCGGAAUCCCAUUAUGGGAGUAGGAAUGGAAAAAGGAGAUGUAAGAGGAGGAGUAGAAAAGAUCUUGGAAAAAUUAGGAGUAGAUAUAAAAAUAGAAGGUGUUAAAAGAGUUGGGAUAAUGACGGAAGGAGAGAGAGGAAUGGCGGUGGUGACGUUAGGGAGCAUUGAACAGAAAAGAAAAGUUAUGGAGAAUAAGAAAAAGUUGAGGGGAAGAGAGGCAAGGAUAGAUGAUGAUUUAACAUGGGAGGAAAGAAAGGUUAGAUGGAGGCUCAGGGAGAUAGCUAGGAAAGAGGAAGGAGAAGGCAGGAGGGGACGGAUGGGUAAUGGGGGAUUGCAAAUAGAUGGCAAAUGGUGGAAGUGGUAUGAGGAAGAGGAAGUGUUGAAAAGUUUGAAAAACAAAGAUAAGGGUUUUUGGGAUAGGAUUGGGGAGUGGGACGUUAUAGUACUCAUGGAGACAUGGGUAGAUGAGAAAGGAUGGAGGGGAUUAAAAAGCAGGUUACUGAAGGGUUUUAAAUGGGGGGUACAAUACGCGAGCAGAAAGAAUAAAAAAGGAAGAGCAAUGGGAGGAAUGAUAAUGGGGAUAAGAAGAAAAAGGGAAAUGGAGAUAGGAGAAAUCGAAAUAAUGGAGGAAGGGAUGAUGACGGGGACAUUAAAAAGCGGGGAGGAGGAGUGGAGAAUAGUGGGAAUAUAUGUGAACGAGGACUUAGAGAGGAAGAUAGAGGGGUUAGAGAAGUGGAUGGAAGAGAGCGAGGAGGAAAGAAAAGAGUAG